UUUAAUAAUGCGAGAUGUUCUUUUUGGAAGGAACCAAAGAGCAAAACGUCACAAGGUUAUUGGUCUGAUGAGGGAUGUCGACAGAAAACAGAUGUCAAGAACAAAGAUGUUGUUGUUUGCGUUUGCGACCAUCUAACUAAUUUUGCAUUGCUAAUGAGUCCAUCAGUGUCACCGAUAAACGAGGAUCACACCAAGGCUCUAUCAGUCAUAUCUAAAAUAGGAUGCAUCGUUUCCAUGAUCUUUCUAGUUUUGAGUGUAGCGAUACACGCUUUUUUCUGGAGGUUCGUUAAAUCGGUCCGGACAAUUGUUCAUACAAACUUAUCCAUUUGGCUAAUUGUGGCUUAUAUCCUGUUUCUUGUCGGAUUUAACAGAACAGAAAACAAGGACAUUUGCACUGCUUUUGCGGUACUUCUUCAUUUUGUGUUUCUGGUCGUUUUCUUCGGAAUGCUGACAGAGGGAUGCAGCAUCUCGUUUCCUGUUCUAAAACCUUUAAGUUCUAGAAAACCUGGCAUACCACUAAUGAUAGCGUCAUAUGUCAUCGCUGUUAUAAUUGUUGUGAUAUCUACGGGUGUAACACAGCUACACGGAUAUGGAUCCGAACAGGCAUGCUGGUUAUCAACUGAGACUGGGUUGAUAUGGGCUUUUCUUGUUCCGGUCUUUUUUGUUGUUCUGGUAUGUAUACUUUAUUGCUUGUUAACUUGUAAAGCCAUAAAAGAGCCUUUAAAUAUUCCAUCAUUGCAGUCAGCUAUUGUUAUAUUUUGCUUUGAGUCACUCAUGUUGAAAAUCAACACACGUGAUUCAUCCGUUAAUGCACAUUUUAAAAUAGAGAAACAUGAUAUAGCUUACAUAUAUAUUAUGUCACAACGUAUUAUUUAUUCGUGCUUUACAUGA
Messenger RNA from Ruditapes philippinarum (Manila clam), 891 nucleotides. Its product is annotated as latrophilin-like protein LAT-2. The coding region runs from base 154 to 891 and encodes 245 amino acids. Gene Ontology annotation, cellular component: membrane. The record is from RefSeq and is a predicted model, not a curated record. NCBI's taxonomy places the organism in Eukaryota, Metazoa, Mollusca, Bivalvia, Venerida, Veneridae. Gene Ontology annotation, biological process: cell surface receptor signaling pathway; negative regulation of angiogenesis; adenylate cyclase-activating G protein-coupled receptor signaling pathway. The transcript has 7 exons. Gene Ontology annotation, molecular function: G protein-coupled receptor activity.